GUUAGUAAGAAAUUAUCUAAUACUUAAAGUUCACCUAUUUGAUCAAAGUUGCUGAAUCUCCUCGCCACAAUAACCUUAAACCCCUCGAGAUUUCAGGCAAAGUUAUAAUGAGAAACAUAUUUAAAUGUUGUCACCCACCACAUAUCGUGGAUCGCGUGUUGCGACUACACAGCACAUCACUGAAACACGAUGGAUUCUCACGAGCUGCAAACCACAUCUGAGACCCAGAAUGUAUAUAUCGAACGCUACUCUCCGUUCUCGCCCUACGUACUACCUCAGGACUCGUAUCCAGGCCCAAAAUACACGGACGACGCAUGCUUCAACCAGAAAUAUGUCGCUCGCGCCGCAUCCACGCCUCUCACCUCCGAAGAGCUAGGAUUGGUUCGGUCCCACCUCGAAGACAUGUUCUACGAAGAAACAUGUAAUUCGCUGCGCUACCACCCGACAUUUCUGAGGGGCUGGGCGCGCAAUCUUGAAAUGGCGUCGGCGCCCCGGCAUCAGGACUGCGACAGCGGCAUAAUGCACUGGUCCCCUGACAUCCGCGAUUACGCGAACAAGCAGACAGCCGUCUACUUCGUGGGCAGCGGUUCCGAGCCCGAUAGCGUUGGACACCGCCACGGCUGCACGGACCGACGGCUGGGCUGUUACAUCUACCGCACAUGGUACGCGCUGCAUGGCGGGCGACCAAACCUCCAGCGACAGCACUUCUUCGCCAAGGCGCUGCGCGUACCUAAGAGCGAGGCCGCGAGCUGGAGUAUCUCCGGCCUCGUUGCUACCCACCGCCGGCUAUGCGACGUAACAGCAGCGCGUUUCGGGGCCGAGGUAGUGAGUCUGCGAUGCGAAGACCCUACUAGUAAUUAUUUCCCACCACCGGUUAAGACGGCGCAGACGUGGUGCGAGCACGGCUUGUCCUUGGGUCAUUUAUUCCGCGCCGUGAUCCUUGUGGCUGACGAGAACGUGUUGCCCGUGGAGUGUCCGGUACAGCCAGUUCCGGAUAUCAGGGGCCAUAACCAGCACUGGAAAGUCGCUGCGUGGCUGGAGCGGCUUAUGCCCGAGUGUAGUGUGUUGAUGGUGCGGACUGGGGACGAUGCACAUCUCAGUCAGCCCAUCUCGUUCGAGAGACUGGUUAGAAAAGGGGAGACAAUUCCACUGGGUUUAGAAGAGGAGAAGCUAGCUACAGAGUUCGGCGUUGUGCGGGUAAAGAUUGGCGUGGCGAUGCGCUACCUGUUCGACCUGCAGGUCGAAGAGGAGGCCGCCAUUCCAAGUCUGCGACAGACAUCAGCCAUGCUCACAGAGGAGCGCGAGAGAGCUUGCCAUGCUUGGGUGGAAAGCGUGCUGCAACAUGCCUCUCUCGGAGAAGUUGGGGUCGACGGGAACUGGUUUACAUGGGACGCGGUACGGCGGAUGUGGGCUGAAAGAAAUGGAGAUAUCUUUAAUCAUGUCUUCCAGGAUGAGACAGAAUUGAUGCCGCUAUAUUCAUGGUACGGGCUUAGGUGA
Molecule: messenger RNA, 1497 nt
Organism: Annulohypoxylon maeteangense
Lineage: Eukaryota; Fungi; Ascomycota; Sordariomycetes; Xylariales; Hypoxylaceae
Exons: 1
Coding region: 190-1497 (435 amino acids)
Source: RefSeq, a predicted model, not a curated record